This is a messenger RNA of Colletotrichum scovillei, 1095 nucleotides long. RefSeq names its product YesU protein. The record is from RefSeq and is a predicted model, not a curated record. The transcript has a single exon. Bases 394 to 1095 code for a protein of 233 amino acids. NCBI's taxonomy places the organism in Eukaryota, Fungi, Ascomycota, Sordariomycetes, Glomerellales, Glomerellaceae.
GACAACAUUGCGCGACUUUAAACUCGAAUGGCGGGACUCGGGAGUUGCCCCUCUCAGUUUAGCUCGGCGCACCUGUCAACCUCCCGGUUCUCCACUCCCGGGGGAACACCCCGGACUCGGGAAUCUCGGUGCAGCAUCACUCCGCUCCAAGAUGCAAACUUUACUGACGCGCUUGGGACAAUGUGAACAGUCUUCGAUUCCGUACAGCUACAAAACAUCUCAUAUCUCCACUGGAGCUGCUCCAAUGUGACCUUUGUGAUCCUCAUUGUCUCUCCAGCUUAGGGCAUUCCCUUGAGGUUCCUCGGAAGAUCAGCAUCCAAGCCCCCGGGUCGACAUCAUCACAUAAGUCAUCAAGCUCUCAAACUUCUGCUCUCCUCCUCUGAACCAUCCACCAUGCGUACCCUCACCGCACUCCUCGCCCUCGCAACCUCGACAAUGGCAGAGACACUCCUCUACAGCAACCCGCUAAACUCAACCGCCGACGUCGCAACCUGGGUAGCAGAGGGCCCCCUCACCGUAGCAGCCGUCAACGACACCCUCGAGCUCUCGGGCGGCGGUAACCCAGACGACUACUUCGUCUACUGGGUCCCCGAGGUCUUUCCCGACGGCAUCCGCAUCACCUGGGAAUUCUCCCCGCGCAACGAACCCGGCCUGGCCAUGUUCUUCUUCGGCGCCGCCACCGUCGCCGACGACGGCAAGGGAUCCAUCUUCGACCCGUCCCUCAAGCCCAGGAACGGGAGCUACCCGCAGUACCACUCCUCCGACAUACGCACGCUGCACGCGUCCUACUUCCGCAGACGCUGGCCCGAGGAGAGAGCGUUCCAUCUGGCGAACCUGCGCAAGUCACCUGGUUUCCACCUUGUCUCUCAAGGCGCGGACCCCUUGCCCCCCGUCCCUGAUGCCGCUGGUGCGUUUUACAAGAUUGAGGUUAUCAAGGACAAGCGCGAGGUCAAGUUCCGCAUCAACGACUUGCCCAUCUUUGAGUUUUACGACGACAAGUCCACGGGACCUAUUAUUCGGGAUGGAAGAAUUGGGUUCAGGCAGAUGCAACCUCUUGUUGCGAGAUAUCGUAACCUUCAGGUGUGGAAGCUUUGA